AAGUGCGCGUAUACAUAGAUAAAUGCUUCAAUCCUACACUUACAGGUCUCAAACUAUUUCUCCCAUGUCCUAGAAUUCCCUCAGAAAGCCAUGGCACCACAGCGUUUAUUGCUCCUUUUCAUCUUCCUCUUUUAUUUCUCUUCUUUCCCAUCUACUGCCCGUUUUAUCACCGGUCCUUCAUCCCCCACCGAUCUCGUUUCCGAUGGAAUCUCCACCGUCAAAAACCCACCUUUCCUCUCACUCAAGCCCCUGUUUUCAGCGGAGGAAUCGUGUGAACAAACCUAUGGGUUCUUACCCUGUACCACCACAGUUCUCGGCAACUUGUUUUUGAUCAUUGUUUAUGGAUACCUUAUGUUUUUAGCUGCUACUUACUUGUCUAAUGGAAGUGAGCUUUUGCUUGAGAUCCUCGGUCCUGGUAUUGUCGGAGGAUUGUUCUUGCCUAUUCUUGGAGCACUUCCCGAUGCAAUGCUUAUUCUUGUAUCUGGACUUUCUGGAACAGCAGAAACAGCUCAAGAUCAGGUCUCCGUAGGAAUGGGGUUGCUAGCAGGGUCAACUGUCAUGCUUCUCACUGUGAUAUGGGGUUCCUGUGUUGUUGUUGGCCGGUGUGAUAUUCGCGACUCAGUUGCGGUUGAUGGAACUAUUACUAAAGGAUUUCACCUAACAGAGACUGGUGUGAGUACCGAUAUUUGGACUUGCUAUGCUGCAAGUAUAAUGGCUAUAUCAGUUAUCCCCUUUGUUAUUGUUCAACUACCCCAACUUCUCAAUUCAACUUCAGGAAGACACCUAGCAGUUUUGAUUGCACUGAUCAUAUCAGUAUCAAUGUUGGUUUCUUAUUGUGUUUAUCAGGUAUUUCAGCCAUGGAUCCAGAGAAGACGACUAGCUUUUGCGAAGCACAAACAUGUUAUAUCGGGGAUCUUAAGACACUUGAAAAAGCAAGCUUUUGGAAAGCUUCUUACCGAGGAUGGUGAACCUAAUACAGAGAUCAUAAGAAAGUUGUUCGAGACAAUCGAUGAGAACCGUGAUGGUCAUCUUUCACCUUCCGAGUUGAAAGCAUUGAUUAUAGGGAUCAGAUUUGAAGAGAUAGACUUCGACAAGGAUGACGCUGUGAUGAAAGUAAUGGCAGAUUUUGAUACCUCCCUCGACUCUUAUAUUCAAGAAGAAGAGUUUGUAAAAGGAAUCACAAAGUGGAUUAAUGAAGCAAAGCAAACUGGGGGUGCUUAUCUCGAACCUAACGCCGGAACGUUUAAGUUUAUUGACCAAUUUCACCAGCAAACCAAGAGAGAACAUGCUUUGUUGGGGUCAGAGGAACAAAGUGAUGAGGUUGUUGAACAUGUUGAAAACCCAAGGUGGAUCUCCUUCAAAGCAGUACUGAUGCUCCUAGUAGGCACCUUGAUUGCAGCUGCAUUUGCUGAUCCACUCGUAGAUGCUGUCGAUAACUUUUCAACCGCAACAAGUAUUCCAUCGUUCUUCAUCUCAUUUAUUGCAUUGCCAUUGGCUACGAACUCUAGUGAAGCCGUAUCAGCCAUUAUCUUCGCUACCCGCAAAAAGCAGAGAACUGCAUCAUUAACAUUUUCCGAGCUUUACGGAGCAGUAACCAUGAAUAACGUUCUCUGCCUGUCGGUUUUCUUGGCACUCGUUUACGUCCGGGGAUUGACAUGGGACUUCUCAUCCGAAGUGCUGGUGAUUCUCAUUGUUUGCAUCGUGAUGGGCGCGUUCGCUAGUUUCCGAACUACUUUCCCUCUUUGGACAUGUUCAAUCGCUUACAUCCUUUAUCCUUUCUCCUUGGCGCUCGUUUAUGUUCUCGAUUAUGUCUUCGGCUGGUCGUAGGAUCAAUGAAUAGAGAUGGUAGUUUAGGAGGGUAAAGCCAUUUGUUUGUGAGCCUUCAUGGUUUUUCCCAAUGUAUGAACUUGUCAAACUCUUUUUCCCUUUGACAUUGGUUUUCAGAGAAGACUAUUCCGGAUUUGUUGUUAUGGUGUUUGUAAUUUGGAGCAGUAUAUACCUCAGUUUAUAUUAGCUCCAUUUAUGUCAGUUUUCUGUUUUCUUUUUUGAGCGACAAUAAUAAAAAAAUAUUUAUUUUUGUGAUA
Messenger RNA from Gossypium raimondii (Peruvian cotton), 2084 nucleotides. RefSeq lists its product as hypothetical. NCBI's taxonomy places the organism in Eukaryota, Viridiplantae, Streptophyta, Magnoliopsida, Malvales, Malvaceae. Gene Ontology annotation, biological process: calcium ion transmembrane transport; intracellular calcium ion homeostasis. The transcript is spliced from 7 exons. Bases 91 to 1827 code for a protein of 578 amino acids. Gene Ontology annotation, cellular component: membrane. Gene Ontology annotation, molecular function: calcium:proton antiporter activity; calcium ion binding. The record is from RefSeq and is a predicted model, not a curated record.